AUGUCUAUCACCAAAGUAACCAAAGUCAAGCUCUCCUUAAAGGAGAAACUGGACUUCUUCCCAGCUGUGGCCUCCAUCGUGAUCGCCUACCUCUAUGCUCUCCUCACUGGCCUUCGACGCACCGAGAGCCAAGCCAAGUCUUUGUCCCUUCAUUUGGGAUAUGCGGUGUUCCGGAAGGCGACCGCGCGGUUGACCACGACUCAGAUGCAGUACAUCCUACCGCCAUCCCACAAGAUCUAUGAGCAACACUCCAAGAAGACCGGCAGAUUACCCGAGUCCGUGGAAUUGGGCGAUGGAGCAUUGGGUCACUGGGUGGGUGAUAGAAAUGCCGAAAACGUGAUAGUCUGGUUCCAUGGAGGUGGCUUCGGACUACCCGCUAACAUGGGCUAUUUCAAAUUCUACGCUCAGCUCCUGCGCGACCUCAAAGCAUCAGGCAAAAGCGUCGCAGUCUUCAGUCUGACCUACACGCUGGCGCCAAUUGCAGUCUACCCAACUCAGCUGCGACAGGCUGUGAAUUGUCUACGAUACAUCCUAUCGCAGCCAAACCGCAACCCGUCCACGGUUUUCCUGGGUGGCGACUCUGCAGGCGGCAACCUGGUUGGUGGAGUACUCUCUCACCUGGCCCACCCACACGCAGAGAUCAAUUCCCUGCCGCUGCACAGAAACCUCGGUGGAGCAGUGAUGAUCGCACCAUGGACACUUCUUGAGAAAGAAUUCCCGGGCAUGGAGGUCUACCACGGUGGCGAUAUAAUCACGACAGCAGUUGCGGGACCGUGGUCGGCAGCCUAUAUUGGUGCGGGCAAGCGGGACUAUUACACUGAUUUAUCAACUGCGCCGGCGGAUUGGUUUACAAUGUUCCCAGUGAACUCAGUCUUGAUUACUGCGGGCGGGAAUGAGAUCAUGUUGCCUCUGAUUCAGGACUUUGCGGCGAAAUUCAAGGAGGGCUUUGAGAACGUGGAGUUGUUUGUUGGGCAUCGUGAGUGUCAUGUUGCGCCAAUUUAUCAUUUGGAGUUGGGGAAUGCUACGAAGACAGAGCAGGGGAAGAAGGUUGAGGCCGUUUUGGCCGAGUUGAUGGUGUGA
Penicillium egyptiacum is the source of this 1080-nucleotide messenger RNA. The record is from the annotation of a GenBank genome assembly. Lineage: Eukaryota; Fungi; Ascomycota; Eurotiomycetes; Eurotiales; Aspergillaceae.